CCCACUCAAUCUUCCAUACAUGGGUUUAUUUAAUGGCAUACUCAAAACGGGUCCUCCAUGCAUGUUCUCGUAUGCUCGAGGUGACCAAGUUUUGAGCCUCUAUGUGUUGGCCUCUAAAGAUGUCAUUUGUCCCGUAUCAAGUUUCCUGUCCAGUUCCAAUCCCCUGACACCGGAGGUUGUCCCACCCUCUUUUGGAUCAGAUAAAUCAAAGGAGCCUAGUGGUGACAAGGUCCCAGCACUUGUAUUUUCAUCGUCAUCCCCUCUCUCAGUGUUAAGGCCAGAAAGCUCAAGCAGCUUAUCCAACCCUGCUUUAGGCCUUGCUGGUGCUUCAUCGAAACUUUUUGAGUUGGAGAGCUCACAGAAGGAUGGGAAGAGCAAUGGGAAAUUAGAACCUUUAUCAUCUGGUUUCUCACCUUCAACUUUAUUUGCUGCUCUAUCAAGCACUUCUAGCUUCAGUAAUGGACAGUUGGCAUCUAGUACGGCUAUCUCAUCCAUCUCUUUCUUGACAUCAAGUAAUUCCCCUAGGGAUGUUCCAUCUGGCAGUUCAAGUGUGGUUGCCUCUUCCACAAGCAUUUUAGCUGCUGUUGGCAGCACAACAGGCAACUCUAUUACCUCAAGUGGUGGUCUGUCAGGUUUUUCUGCAGUAUCUUCAGUAUCAACUGAACCUCUUAUCAGUUCAGGGCCCUCUUAUGUUCCACCAAUUGUGUCAACAUUAUCAACAACUUCCAGUGCAGACAAUGCCGACCUGAAAACCAAAGCAACUAUUUUGGCAACUUCAAUAGCAGUUCACCUUUUGUGAGCUCAUCAUUUGCAUCUACAAGUCCUGGGAAUAGUAAUUUUGGUUUUUCAACAGUUGCUACAACUAGCAUCCAGUCGCAGAGUUCUCUUUUCAUCACUGGAGCUCAGUCACUUGUUAGUGUUCAAACUUGUCUCGCUGGAUCAGACAAUACCACAGUCUCACAGACCGUUCCUGCUCAUUUUGGAUAUUCUACCAAAUUACCAGAAGUGGGAAACUCUGGAAUGACAUCGUUCUCCUCAGUUGGUUCUUCUUCAAGUAAUACUGGCUUAGUUUCUGCUGCUGCUUCAGCUAGCAACCCCGUUGGCGCCAACGCUGAUACUUUUGGAAACUUUAGUUUUGGGACAAGUUCUUCAGCCUCAUCCACGAUGGUCAAUUCAGUUGGCCCUGGCAGUGGGACAACUCAGCCAGCGUUUGCUUUUGGUGCUAGUCCUGCAGUUUCUGCAGCCACCUCUGCACUUGCCACUUCCAACAAUGUUACUUCUUCUAUGUUUUAGUUUUGAUGUUAAUUCUUCAUCUUCCUCUGCAAAGCAAUCGACACCUCUACCCACCCUAGUCCUAGCACAUAUAAUUUUGGUGGUAGUUCUUCAGCUUCCUCAUUGGACAAUGUCAGCACGUCUAAGAGUGCUACCCCCGGCAUGUUCAGUUUCGGUGGUGGUUCUUCAGCUUAUUCAACAAAUACUAUCAGCACCUCCAUUAAUGCUACUCUUGGCAUAUUUAGUUUUGGUGGUAGUUCUUCGGCUUCCUCAACAAAUACUGUCAGCACCUCCACUAGUGCUACCCCCGGCAUGUUCAGUUUUGGUGGUAGUUCUUCCGUUUCCUCAACAAAUACUGUUAGCACCUCCACUAGUGCUACCCCUGGCAUGUUCAGUUUUGGUGCUAGCUCUUCUGUUUCGUCAACAGAUACUGUCAGCACCUCCACUAGAGCUACACCCAGCAUAUUUAGUUUCGGUGCUAGCUCUUCAGUUUCAUCAGCAAAUGCUGUCAAUGCCAGCAGCACAGUCCGUUCUAAUCCAUUUGCUUUUGGUGCCAGUUCUGCCUCACCACAAGCUUCCAGUACUGCUGGAAUUUUCAGUUCCAAUUGGCAGGCCCCAAAGUCUCCAGGCUUUGGUUCCCCAUUUAGUUCUGCUACCCCUAUUGUGUUUGGAUUUGGAGCAUCUUCGUCUUCUUUUGCUGCUCCAACCACCACAGCUGCAGUCUGGAUCAGCACUCAGUACCCCUAGUGGGGCCAGCCUUUCCAUUCGUCUCAACUUCUUUGACAAACUCAUCUCCGCAGCCCAUAUUUGGGAACUCUAAUUCUCCUUUUACUGCAAUCCCUGGGAAUAAUAACCAGAUGGAUAUGGAAGACAGCAUGACUGAGGACAGUGUUCAUGCAUCUUCCCCUGCAGUUGCAUUUAGUCAACCUUCUGUCUUGCCCUCACCUGGUGGUUUCGGUUUUGGUUCAACACCUUAUCAAUUCCAGUUUGGUAGCCAGCAGAAUACUGUUGCUCAGAAUCCAUCUCCAUUUGCAGCAUCAGGCAGUUUCGGUGGUGGAGGUAGUUUCUCAUUGGGUAGCAAUGAUCCUGAAAAAUCAGGUCGAAAGAUCGUCAAAGUUAAUAGAAAUAAGAACAGAAGGAAGUGAAACAGUUGGCAACAACAUUGGAUAGAUCCCCAUAUGGUAGAUAUUGGCUGGCAAGAGGACUUUUCGACAAUAAAUCAGCAGGCACGGUUUAUGGGUUUCUGCAACUUUCCCCUUUUCUUUUAAUUUUCGUCAUUGUAGGUCUGCAUCUCCGGAAAUGAAAGAUGUUGUGAUCCUAUUAGCUUCUUGUUUUUGGUGCAAAUCUAUGGCCUAAAAUGUCACAAUUUUGUUCUUGGUAAAGUGGUUGUAUUGUAUCAGUAACCUAACCUGGUUAGUCUUUGUCUCCUUUUUCUUUCUAUAAUUCAUUUUCUCUACUUGUAACAUAAUAAGGAAAUGUAUGUAUGUUUCUAUAGGGAAAUUUCGUUCUGUUGAGGAAUUGUUUUCGAGAUGAAAAACAUAAUCCUGAAUCAACGUUGCAGAGUUUUUUUGUCU
Messenger RNA from Capsicum annuum, 2846 nucleotides. RefSeq lists its product as uncharacterized. The coding region runs from base 20 to 799 and encodes 259 amino acids. NCBI's taxonomy places the organism in Eukaryota, Viridiplantae, Streptophyta, Magnoliopsida, Solanales, Solanaceae. The record is from RefSeq and is a predicted model, not a curated record. The transcript is spliced from 2 exons.